GAUUGUGGUGGCAUGGGUGUUAGAGGAGAGAGAGAGAGAGAGAGACAGACAGAGGAUAGGGAAGGGUAGAGCCGUAUAGUUAGUUGCGUGGCUGCCUAUUCUAUUCUAUAGGAACUGCAGCUUGGGUGUGAGAGAUCUGCCAAGGCUUCCAACUGUGAAACAAUCUGCCCACGAUUUCCACCAUCUCCGAGCGCUGCUUCCUCCCUUAUUUCCUUUCUCCUUUCCCUUUCCCUUUCCAUUUCUUUUGUGAAUAGUUUAUGAUAUAAUUUAAGCUUAUACGGGGGAGGAAGAUACUUGUUUUCUUCGGUUAUAAUUUAAUUUUCAAAAAACAAGAUAGAGGCCCAGUGAGGAAGAGGGCCGGAGAGGCAAUUUUUGGUAUCGUAUCAUACGAUCUUCCUCCCUUCUCAUUUUGUUCGUCUUUCUUCGAUCUGCUUUUCUACAGUCCGGAUCUUCAAUUGCUUCCCUCACUCGCCCUUUUCCCUACAUUCAAACGUUUUGUGAUUUGUGAGUAGGACGGAAAAGAAGGGAAUGAUGGUGAUGGAGAGCGAGAAGAAGUUAGCGGCAGUGUCGGAUGUCGGAGCGUGGGCCAUGAACGUCAUCAGUUCCGUCGGAAUUAUCAUGGCCAACAAGCAGCUCAUGUCCGCCAACGGCUAUGCUUUCAGCUUCGCUACAACUUUAACUGGGUUCCACUUCGCCGUAACCGCACUGGUUGGUCUGGUCUCAAAUGCUACGGGUUUGUCCGCAUCAAAGCAUGUUCCUAUGUGGGAGCUUCUCUGGUUCUCAAUUGUUGCCAAUAUGUCAAUCACAGGGAUGAACUUGAGCCUUAUGCUCAACUCUGUCGGAUUCUACCAAAUUUCAAAACUUAGCAUGAUUCCGGUGGUCUGUGUGAUGGAGUGGAUGCUUCACAGCAAACGGUACUCAAGGGAAGUCAAGACGUCUGUUGUAGUCGUGGUACUUGGCGUGGGUGUUUGCACAGUAACCGAUGUGAAAGUUAAUGCCAAAGGUUUUCUAUGUGCCUGUGUUGCAGUUUUGUCUACAUCUUUGCAGCAGAUUACAAUUGGCUCCCUGCAGAAGAAGUACUCAAUUGGAUCAUUCGAAUUGCUGAGUAAGACUGCCCCAAUUCAAGCCCUCUCUCUCCUCAUUCUUGGUCCAUUUGCUGACUACUACCUUACCGGCAGAUUUAUUACAAACUACCAGAUGUCUUCUGGUGCCAUUUUUUUCAUACUUCUUUCAUGCUCCCUAGCAGUGUUCUGUAAUGUGAGCCAGUACCUAUGCAUUGGGCGCUUCUCAGCUGUCUCCUUCCAGGUUUUAGGUCACAUGAAAACAGUGUGUGUCCUCACACUGGGGUGGCUACUCUUCGAUUCAGCAAUGACUUUCAAGAACAUCAUGGGGAUGAUUCUUGCUGUCCUCGGUAUGGUAAUUUAUAGUUGGGCUGUGGAGGUUGACAAGCAGUCAAACACGAAGACAGCCCCCCAUUCGAAAAACAGCAUGACCGAAGAGGAAAUCCAACUUUUGAAAGAUGGAAUGGAGAGUGUUCUUGUGAAGGAUGUUGAACUACUUGGUGAGUCUAAAGGAUAGGUUGCCCUAUUUUUGGCCAGCAAGGAGAGAGCAAACGAGGGGAAGGAGGAUAUUAUUUGUGGCUAGGGAUUACAGGUAUUUUUAUGCGUUUCAAUUCAUUUUAGUUUGUAUUGCUUUUACUUUCUGGCAGCAAGACUUGAUAUUCCAUCUGCUGACCAUCACACGCAUCCAUCUUAGAAAUUGCCUUAUGCUUCUUUGAUUUAAUUGUUCCGGUCUUCUAAAUUAUUUCUUUUUGUACUCUUAUGUUCGAAGAUCCGGAGAUAAAAUCAUCAUGAGACAAUUGAAAAUGUAAAAUCCAUAUGAUAAUUGAAGGCGCGUAAUCUAUUUAUUUAUUUAUU
Messenger RNA from Juglans regia (Persian walnut), 1916 nucleotides. Its product is annotated as UDP-rhamnose/UDP-galactose transporter 1-like. The transcript is spliced from 5 exons. The coding region runs from base 529 to 1578 and encodes 349 amino acids. The record is from RefSeq and is a predicted model, not a curated record. Lineage: Eukaryota; Viridiplantae; Streptophyta; Magnoliopsida; Fagales; Juglandaceae. Gene Ontology annotation, cellular component: Golgi apparatus. Gene Ontology annotation, molecular function: antiporter activity; UDP-galactose transmembrane transporter activity.